CUACCGAACAAAGAUAUAUGGGGUUCUUCACAAUGUUCUCUACACGACUCUGCCUCUUUUUCUUCAUCCUCUGUCUUAAAACGACCUUCUCAUCCUCUUUACAUGCUUCUUCCUUUUCAACAACACAGCUCUGCUCUCAUGAGGAGGCUUUUGCUUUGCUGCAAUUCAAGACUUCCUUUUCCAUCAAUAACACUGCUUCUGAUCCUGAUAGAUGUAAUACUUACCAUACCAAACCUUAUUAUAAGACUGAGUCUUGGAAGGAAGGUAUAGGUUGCUGUUCCUGGGAUGGGGUUAGCUGUGAUAAUGUCACAGGUCAUGUAAUCGCUCUUGAUCUCAGUUGUAGUUUCCUCUCUGGCACCUUUCCUUCCAACAGCACUCUUUUUCUCCUCAAAAACUUGCAGAGCCUCAAUCUUUCCUUCAAUGAUUUUAGGCUUUCCAAGAUUCCACCAGAAAUCAGUCAGUUUACUAGACUAAAGCAUCUUGAUAUCUCUCAUUCUCAGUUUUCGGGCCAAGUUCCAGCAGAAAUUGCUCACCUACCCAAGUUAGUUUCUCUCAAUCUCUCUGGUUACGACUAUUUUGGUUUUCAUAAAUUGAUCUUUGAAACAACUACCUUGAGAAAUCUUGUUCAGAACUUAAGUGAGGUGAGAGAACUUGUGCUUAGUGGAGUGAACAUGGCAUCUGUUAAUCCUCGUUUCUUCAUGAAUCUUUCUUCUUCUUUGACUACUCUUGAUCUUUCGAUGAGUGGGUUAGGAGGAAACUUUCCCAAUAGUAUUUUCCGCUUUCCAAAUCUCAACAUUUUUUAUUUAGUUGGAGAGGGAGCCCUCACUAUUGAUCUUCCAAGUUCCAAUUGGAGCAGUCCUCUCCAAGAUUUGGAUUUAGAUGUCAUGGAUUGCGGAAGGCGAUUGCCAGAGUCUAUAGGAGAUCUAAAGUCAUUACAGUAUCUAGGUCUUGGCUGCAACUUGGAAGGUUCCAUUCCAACAUCACUUACAAAGCUCACACAACUUCGGUCACUCCAACUUUCAAGUAAUCACUUUUCUGGUCCCAUUCCAGCUUCCAUAGGGAACUUAUCCCAACUUACUGUUCUAGACCUCAAAUUUAACAUUCUUAGCCGACAAAUCCCAUCAUCACUUGCAAACCUCACACAACUUACAGUACUUGACCUUUCAGACAAUCACUUUUCUGGUCCCAUUACAGCUUUCAUAGGGAACUUAUCCCAACUUACUAUUCUGAUGCUCUCUUUGAACAAUCUUAGCGGACAAAUCCCAUCAUCACUUGCAAACCUCACAGAACUUGGCCUGCUUCUCCUUUCAAAUAAUCAGUUUUCUGGUCCCAUUCCUUUUCAUGCAAGUAGGUUUUCCAAACUAAUGUAUCUAGACUUAUCUUAUAACUUACUUAAUGGCACAUUGCCACCUUGGAUUUUCACCCUACCUUUGUUAGAGCUCUUGCAACUCAGUAAUAACCAAUUUCAAGGUCAAAUAAAUCAAUUCCAGCAAAAAUCACUCAGACUACUAGAUUUGUCAAACAAUAAACUUCAGGGUUCAAUUCCUAACUCAAUCGCUAACUUAGUAAAUCUUAAUCAUCUCGAUUUAUCAUCAAAUCAUUUCAUCAUUCUUUCAUACAAUAAUCUGUCCUUGAGAAUGAAUGUUCAUGCCAACUUCACAUUACCCGAACUAACUGAUGUUUUCUUGUCUUCUUGUAACUUGAGUGAAUUCCCCAAUUUCUUAAGACAUUCAGAUGGUCUGCAAAUCCUAGUGCUAUCCAAAAAUAGCAUUCCUGGAAAUGUUCCUGAAUGGAUAUGUGAAAAGGAUGAUCUCUUCAUUCUUGACCUUUCUCAUAACAAUUUAAGCGGGAAGAUUCCAAAUUGUGUUCUUGAGUCUCUCUCAGUGUUGAAUUUGCAGGACAAUUACUUUGAUGGAAAUAUACCAUUUGGGUUUCCAAAGGGCUGUGGAUUACAAAAUCUCAACUUUCAUGGAAAUCAAAUGGACGGGUCAUUACCAAGGUCUUUGGUGAACUGUGGCGAGUUACAGGUUCUAGACGUUGGCAACAACAACAUAGAGGAUACAUUUCCUCAUUGGUUGGAAUCUCUACCAGACCUUCAGGUGCUUAUCUUAAGGUCCAACAAGUUCCACGGUUCUGUGCAGGGCACCAAAGAAAGUCCGUCUUUUCCCAAGUUACGAGUUCUGGACCUCUCCAACAAUGAUUUUCUUGGUCCUUUGCCUGUUUGGUACAUUGAAAAUUUUAAAGCAAUGAUGGACUCUCAUGGAGAGGAUGGUUCUCCUAAGUACAUGGAGGGAAUCUUGAUCAUAUUCACUAGCAUUCAUCUCUCAAAUAACAAGUUUCAAGGAGAAAUUCCUGAUGUAAUUGGAAAGCUUAGUUCUCUCAAAGGGCUUAAUCUUUCUCAUAACAACCUUAGUGGUCCUAUCUCACCAUCACUAGGGAAUUUGUCGAAUCUUGAAUGGUUGGAUCUCUCUUCCAACGAGCUGGCAGGAAAAAUUCCAGAUGAAUUGGUAUCGUUGACACAACUUGAAGUAUUGAAUCUUUCAAAUAAUCAUCUUGUCGGACGCAUACCACAAGGCAACCAGUUCAACACUUUUGGAAAUGAUUCUUAUGAAGGAAACCUUGGACUGUGUGGAUUCCCAUUAUCAAAAUCUUGUUAUGGAAUUGGAAGCCCGCCAAGCUCCUUCCAAGAAAAAGCUGAGUUCUGGAGAUUUGGCUGGAGAGUUGUGGUGUUAGGCUAUGGAUGUGGAGUUGUUUUUGGACUGCUGUUGGGAUAUCACGUCUUCAGAACAGGAAAACCAAAAUGGUUUGUGUCUUUGUUUGUUGGCCAACCAAGUCAAAGUAGAAGGAAGAUGAGGAAAGCCAGAAGACUUGUUCAAAGAAGAAGUUAGUUGCAGAGUUGGUGUUUUAGACCUUCUGAUUUAAUGUUUCCUGAAUAAGUGCCCUUUGGGUUUGAUGUUUUUGUUAUGGUUGGCAAUGGUUUGUAUAAAAUUGUCAAUCUUCU
Rubroshorea leprosula is the source of this 3001-nucleotide messenger RNA. The record is from the annotation of a GenBank genome assembly. NCBI's taxonomy places the organism in Eukaryota, Viridiplantae, Streptophyta, Magnoliopsida, Malvales, Dipterocarpaceae.